AAACAUCAGGCAAGUGUUGGCAUGGCAGCACCAACAACGACGAGCGACGAGUGCUGCAUGUGUGGGGAUCAUGGCUUGUCUGAGGAGCUCCUUCCCUGCAAGAUUUGCCAUUUCAGGUCUCAACACAGGUACUGUAGCAAUCUCUACCCCAAGGCUAAGUCCUACCGAGUUUGCAACUGGUGUCUGGCUCAAAGCCAGGAUGGAUCUCCCACGAAGGAGAAGUCGAAGAAACUCUCAAAACCUUCGCUGUCCCGCAAGAACGGGGCUCGUGGAGAGGAGAGCAAUAAGAAGAGCAAGAAGAGGAAUAACAAUGGCAGAAAGAUAGGUUGCCAUGAUGAUCACGGUGAGCCGAAAGGCGGACUGACUAAAUCUUUGCAGUUCCCGCGUGCUAAGAAACACAAGAAGCUGCCGGAGAGGUUGGCUCCGACUGCCCGGAAGAGGAUCGUCACCAAUGGUGACACGGAAGAGAAGUGCGGCACUGGCAUCAGAAAGCGGGCGGUAUUGAGGAGCAACAGAGUCGUCAGAAGGUAUAAACUCUUGGAUGAAGUAUCAAGCUGAUGGCGAUGCCAUUGUACACAAGUCGGGUCAACCUUCAGUUACAUCUGCUGUAUACCGCCAUGUACAUGAGAAAUGGUCAUGCUUUCUGUUCCAAUUUUUGUGGAGCUUGAUUUCUCCCAAAUGGGAUUUACCAGGUCGUUUGACAUCAUUAAUGUGGUCAUCGUGAGAUGCGAG
Rhodamnia argentea is the source of this 732-nucleotide messenger RNA. RefSeq lists its product as uncharacterized. The record is from RefSeq and is a predicted model, not a curated record. The transcript has 2 exons. The coding region runs from base 22 to 558 and encodes 178 amino acids. NCBI's taxonomy places the organism in Eukaryota, Viridiplantae, Streptophyta, Magnoliopsida, Myrtales, Myrtaceae.